This is a messenger RNA of Austrofundulus limnaeus, 1473 nucleotides long. RefSeq lists its product as uncharacterized. Lineage: Eukaryota; Metazoa; Chordata; Actinopteri; Cyprinodontiformes; Rivulidae. The record is from RefSeq and is a predicted model, not a curated record. Gene Ontology annotation, molecular function: ubiquitin-protein transferase activity.
UUUUUUUUCUUCCCCUGUGCAGAAUGGACAACCAAAGUGGAAGAUCAUGGCCUGAGUUAAACUCUUUAUUGAGGACUACCUACCCAAAGAUGCUCCAGCUUGAAGACAGGUGGUUAAUAUAUAAACCUGCAGGUGGAAAUGGAAGGAGAAAAAUCUUUCCAGUUGCAUUAGAGUCAGAGGGAUACACUGGAUCCAUCAUCAAAAGAGCAUCAAGUGGAGGGAAAUGUUUGCUUUACAUAGUACCCCUCCAAGAUGACUUGGAUUUAACACCCCUACCAGCAGAUUCUAUUGAAUUCUCUCUAAUGCCAAAAGCAUCAUGCAAGUUUUGCAAGGCUUCAAUGCCAUUGCAGAUGCUGGCUAUGCACAUUGCUAAAUGCAGCAGUGACCCAUGUAGCUCAGACAGUGAGGAGGCUGAUGUGAUGUACAUAGAACAGACUGCUUCAGACUGUUCUACCACAGGAGAGGGUGGCCUCUCAGAAUCUCUACAGUCCACAGUACAUCAUUCUCAGCAGAUGGAUGAAGYCCAAUGUCCUGUGUGCACCAAAUCAUUUCCACUGUUAGAUGUUGAAAUGCAUGCCAGCCUCUGUGGUGAAAGAACAAAUCUGUAUCCAAAUCAAUCCGGGGAAGACGACACCAUUCUGGAUCAUAUUUCAUGUGAGGAAGAUGUUGUUCGCUGGGCAGCAGCACAGAUUGACACAAGCAAAACCUUUCAAAUCUGUGUUUCGCGAGAUGAUGUGGUUGAAAGGGGAUUGAAACUUUGGCAGCGCCAGAAAAAUGGUGGACCAGUGAACCCUUUGAAAGUGUCCUUCCUUGGAGAACUUGGCGUGGACACUGGCGCACUUAAAAAGGAGUUUCUCACAACCAUGGUUGCUGGACUUGAGAAGAGACUGUUCGAGGGUGACAGCGAGAAUGGAAAAAUACCAAAAUACUCUCUCAAUGACCUGGAUAAAGCACUGUUCAAAGUUGCAGGGGAAAUAUUUGCUGUCAGUAUUGCCCAAGGGGGACCAGCACCACAGUUUCUUCAGGAGUGGUGCUACAACUAUAUCGUCACCAGAAAACUUCAGACUGAAGGAGUACAUGACAUGGAGCUGUCACCAUUAAUGACAAAGAUCGAAGGUGCAUCUGAUCUCUCUCCUUACACUCAUGAGAUACUGGAUUGUGGCUACACUGGUCCUAUUGAUACAGACCAUAAAACCAGCAUAUUGAGGGCCAUCUUGCUGCAUUCAACCACAAAACGCAUUCCAAUGCUAGAACAGAUGCGAGAGGGCCUUGAAGUCUACAACUUAAUGAAAGUCAUGGAGAGAAAGCCAAAGGAGUGUCGCAGUUUAUUUGUUGUAGGCCAUAAUGACAAGGUUGACUCCAACUACRUCAUGUCGCACAUUGCCCCAGAACUGAGUUCCCAAGGUUCAACAAAGCAGGCAAAGGAGUUAAAAGUCUUGGAUUACCUCCAAGACUACUUGAAUGAACUUGAAG